Messenger RNA from Penicillium longicatenatum, 1194 nucleotides. RefSeq lists its product as uncharacterized. Lineage: Eukaryota; Fungi; Ascomycota; Eurotiomycetes; Eurotiales; Aspergillaceae. The record is from RefSeq and is a predicted model, not a curated record. Bases 1 to 1194 code for a protein of 397 amino acids. The transcript has 4 exons. Gene Ontology annotation, molecular function: O-methyltransferase activity.
AUGGUAUCCCUUAAUGAAGUAAUCAUCGCUGUUCUCGACGGCAUCCAAAUCGACGCCUUUGGUGGCAAUGAAGUUGAGCGCCUGAAAGUCCGUGCUGCUGCACGUCGACUGCUGGCCAGAGUGGAGACCCCCUAUGAACGUGCAUGGGGGUUCUGUUUCGAACAUCCUGCUGUGUUUGCCGCCCUGCAGACAUGUAUCGAUCUGGGGCUUUGGAGAUCCUGGACUGCCAUUGGAGGGGGAGAGAAGACGAUAGAUGAGCUGGUUGAUUUGACCAAGCCCACUAUCGAGACAAACCUACUCCGUCGAUUCUUCCGCUUAUUGGCAGCUUUCAAUGUGGUUGAAGAGACGGGAGUGGAUGUAUUCAAGCCGACUCCGUUCUCGUUUGCCAUUGGUGAUGAAAGUACCAAGGUCCGGGCUUCACUUGAAGCAGCCACCCACCAAUACAUCGCUUCUGGUCGUAAUUUACCAGGCUACUUAGCCAAAACCUUCUACAAAGAGCCGACCGACAUCAAUGUAAACAACUACUCAGACUCCGAUCCAGAUGGCCUCAAUUUCUUCGGUCGAUUGCAGGCAAGUCCCGCGUACUUCGAAGCUUUCACGGGACACAUGGAAGCAUGGACAACAUGGAAGACCCCCUGGACCAAGGUCUACGAUACAAGCCAAUUGCUCGAGGGUGCGAAUCUGGAUAACGGAUCUCCAUUCGUGGUUGACGUAGGAGGAAACACAGGCAUCGACAUUUCCCAUGUUCUAGCCGCACAUCCGGAUCUUCCAGCCGGGGCCCUCGUUCUCCAAGAUCUUCCUGAGAUUAUCGCCAAAGCAUCUGUGGACAAAAAAAUUACGGCGAUGGUUCAUGACUUUUUCUUACCGCAGCCUGUUAAAGGGAGUCGUGCAUACUUUAUGCAUGCGGUUCUUCACGAUUGGCCUGAUGAGAAAGCUAAGCAAUUGCUUGGUAAUACCCGUGAUGCCAUGGUGAAGGGUUACUCGAAGCUCUUCAUUUAUGACAUCGUCCUUCCACCUAAAGGGGCGAGCAUUAGUCAAACGACUAUGGACGUGCAGAUGCUGGCCUUACUUUCGGCUGCUGAGCGGACGGAAGCUACUUGGAAGAAACUUUUGGCUGAGUCUGGUUUCAAGAUUUGCAAGUUUUGGCCUGAUCCCCAACAGUAUGAGAUGAUCAUUGAAGCCGAGGUUGCGUAG